This is a messenger RNA of Clonostachys solani, 2391 nucleotides long. The record is from the annotation of a GenBank genome assembly. NCBI's taxonomy places the organism in Eukaryota, Fungi, Ascomycota, Sordariomycetes, Hypocreales, Bionectriaceae.
AUGAAGGCGGACGACCUAAUUCCUAAGUCAAAAGAGGCCAAGUUCCUCGAUUAUCCCAACAAUGACAGGUGGACGCACCUCAAACCCGUGAUAGUCCCAUUGUACAUGGACUGCCGCGAUACAUCUGGAAAGGCGAUGACAUACUCCAAGGUUGCAGCCUUCAUGAAGCUCCACUACAACUUCCAUGCUGCAGAAUCCCAGUACAAGCGCUGGUUUACAGAAUGGGGCAUACGAAAGCGUACACUUGGGAAAGAGAAACGCGACAUCGUAGCAGUACUUGGCAAAAGGCAACGACCUGGACAGAGCACUUCCAGCGUUACCCUUCAGCAAGGGAAUUCCGAUAAGCAUAUUGACAAGAAACAACUUGUAAGGCAUCUCAAAAGCGAAAUACAAACCUACGAGAACUGCAAGAUUGCACCGGGAGUAUUAUCAUCGUGGAGUUUGCCAUAUGCCGCAUGGAUCAAGACAUUUGAAAAACAAGCUGAUCAGCCGUCUCCUUUUGGCACAAGCGGGCAAACACCAAACUACAUGAACAUCGAAAGCCCGGCUGCGAUAAGCCCGGGCAAAGAAAUAGCCCCUCCAUCCCCCACGAUGCAACUGUUAGAGAAGGAGAGGGCCCAGUAUCGAUCCAGCAUGUUGCUACAAGGCCAAAUUAACGCGCUCCUUACGUCCUUGGAACGGGAUAAGCGCAUGGUUGUUCACAAUUAUUUCCACGACUUUUAUAUUCAUUCCUUUGUGACAGCUAAAUUUUGGGGAAAAGGACCUCGGGUCUGGUCCCCUGAAAUGAUCGCUGCUCUGAUAGGCACUGAGAUGAGCCAGCCUGCUCAGGACAGGAGUAACUCAGCCUACUCACCAGUCAGUAUUAUGGCUGAAACGGAAAGUGAAUCGCCCACCAAUCUUUGUAAAUGGGCAAUUCAUGUUGAACAUUAUGACUACGAGCCUAUCUCGGAGGUAUCGAACGAAGACGAACUGUUUGACAUCCGAAAUUCUGACUCCUGGACCGAGUGGCCGAAAGAACGACUGUCAAGUCUCUCGUUUACCAAUUCGAUGCAAAAAUCACUUGAAAAUCACACGUUUUCACACACUCCUGUCGAAGAUCUACCAAUCUCGAUGAAUACAAUUACGUCCUCCGUCUCACAAGAUCCUCGUUGCUUGGAGAUUGAUGCUCUGAAGCUUGCUAUCAUCGCAGGUAAUAGAUAUUUAAUUCAAUCUCUUCUUACCCAACUCGAUGAGAGAGAUGAAGAAGAUGCAAAGAGUAUUUAUCCAUUUCACCUCGCAAUUGCCUUUUUGGACGGUGCCAAGUCAUGCUGUGGUGUGUUUGAAGAGCUCAUGGAUUCGUUGAACUCAGUGCGUCACCGUGUUGACAACUUCGGGCAUAGCAUCUUCGAUUCUCUCAUGAUAUCUAUCCUUAGUUCGCAUACUAAUCUCCAUCCCCAGGAUGUCAGCCUUGGGUUUCGAGAGAUGACUAGAUUCCCGGGAGAAGAAAAAGAUAUAUGUGGCCGUUGGGAUACCGAUUCGCCCAUUGUUCGAAGACUCUUUGAGGAUGGCAAAGCCCGAAUCCCGGCCCAGUGGAAGCACCCGUUCUGCCAUACUUCAGUACAGGCGAUUUGCCACGUACUCAGUCGCUGGGGAUCCCACUUUGACGUUGAAUCGGGUGGGUUAUUUGCUCGCUAUUGCGGUAAUUGUGGCUUGAAGCUUACGUUAGGCCCCCUCCAUACGCUCAUUGUUGUCGCAGCCAGUUUAGCACGCAACGGUAUGGCUGGAGAAACAUUAUUUGGAGUUAUUGCGGCACUCACUUGUCUAUUAAAGGUGGGGAUAAAGACACGCGUGCUGGAAAUGUUUGACGUGUCUGUAGAAGAUUUGUACGGGAUCGCGGAGCCCGGGCGAUGCUACCAUAAAUCUAUGGAUGCCUUUGAGUUUAUACAGACAGUCCCUGUGGGCAUUAUCGAGCAGUGGAGCAGUGAAUGUCAAGUCGGGUGGGCAUGCAUGGCCCAGAUUCUCCGACUCGCUGCCGAAGUGGAAUCUGAUGAAGGAUAUGAUGGUGCGGAUUACUGCAUGAUGCGCGGGGACUACGGCUGCUACUGCGCAGAGCCCAAGCUGGGUCUUCUUUGGGCCACAAUACAGACUGAGCUCCUCACAUAUCGAAGGCUUGAUGAAGGAAUGCCUUGGAUUUCGGCACAUUUUUCCAUGCAGGCUCUUGAGAUAUUCCUUAAGACUGAUGGAGAAGAAUUCGAUACGCCCCUUGUGAAAGAUGGCAUGAUGAAACCGCACUCAAAAUGUGGCUGGUUCGGGGAUCAAUUCACGCCUAUUGCUGAAGAUGUAUGCAAUCACUUCUUCAUGAACAUGACAGAUUAUUCUAGAUCUUCUUUUUUGCCACGCGCAAAAUUGUAA